AUGAAAUACCACACUGUGUUCGUUUUUAUUCUUUCUCGUAAGUCAACACAAUCUUUGUUUCAAUUUGUGUUAUGCCGCUCAGAUCAGAUCUCUUGCUCUCCGUUAUCCCCUCAUUCAUGUUAUUCAGCGGCAAUACAAUGUUUGAAGAGGAAGAGGCUAUAUGAACAGCAAGUAGAACAGCUUGGAAACCAACAGUUGCGUAUUCAUGACCAGAUGAUAAUGUUGGAAGGUGCCAAGGCAACCACAGAAACCGUAGAACUAGAAGCAUUGAGAUUUGGGGCAUCUACAAUGAAGGCUAUGCAAAAAGCAACGAACAUUAAUGAUGUUGACAAGACCAUGGAUGAGAUCAAUGAACAAACUGAGAACAUGAAACAGAUUCAGGAAGCAUUGUCAACUCCAUUUGGUGCAGCUGAUUUUGAUGAGGAUGAAUUGGAGGCAGAACUUGAAGAGCUUGAGGGUGCUGAGUUGGAAGAAGAGCUUCUUCAGCCUGUAACUACAGCUCCAGCAGCCUCGGUGCAUGUUCCAGCUGGGAGGCAACCUACUCGUCCAGUGCCUGCGAAAUCCACUCCUGAAGAAGAUGAAUUGGCAGCUUUGCAAGCUGAGAUGGCACUUUGAGCAGGCAUUGAUGAUGGGUUAUAACUCAUAACCAGUUGGCAGUGGCAUGGGGAGAAUUCUGCUUCCUCUCACCGUUGCUUAUCUUUGUGAAAAUUAUUGAACAGAGAAUGUACAUAGAGUUUAUAAAAAGUGAAAAUUUCUUUUGCUUUUUGAUGUCACCCUAUUAGAUUAGAUAUUUGUUUUUUUGAGAAGUUGCAAACUUCACUACACUUGUGUUGUUCUUGUCAUGUAUUUAUGGCAAUGGAUCCGCAUGAUAUUGUUGGGUGAAAUUUGUGGUUUUCUUUAU
Messenger RNA from Trifolium pratense (red clover), 901 nucleotides. Its product is annotated as vacuolar protein sorting-associated protein 32 homolog 2-like. Bases 1 to 615 code for a protein of 204 amino acids. The transcript has 6 exons. Lineage: Eukaryota; Viridiplantae; Streptophyta; Magnoliopsida; Fabales; Fabaceae. Gene Ontology annotation, biological process: late endosome to vacuole transport via multivesicular body sorting pathway; vesicle budding from membrane. Gene Ontology annotation, cellular component: multivesicular body; cytoplasmic side of plasma membrane; ESCRT III complex. The record is from RefSeq and is a predicted model, not a curated record.